Molecule: messenger RNA, 1579 nt
Organism: Danio rerio (zebrafish)
Lineage: Eukaryota; Metazoa; Chordata; Actinopteri; Cypriniformes; Danionidae
Gene: magt1
Product: magnesium transporter 1
Biological process (GO): magnesium ion transport
Cellular component (GO): endoplasmic reticulum membrane; endoplasmic reticulum; plasma membrane
Source: RefSeq, marked provisional
AUCGCAACUGUCGUGGCCACAGUGGUAGCCUACAAAAAUGUUGCAUAAACUAUUAAUAGUUGUUUUCCUCGUUGUUUGUCUACAUGACAUGCGAUUAAAUGGGCAGAAAAAGAAGGAAACCCUGCUUUCAGAAAAGGUCAGUCAGAUGAUGGAGUGGGUCAGUAAGCGUGCAGUGGUCCGGCUGAAUGGAGAAAAAUUCAAGAGAUUGGUUCGAGCUCAUCCACGAAACUAUUCUGUCAUCGUCAUGUUCACAGCUCUUCAGCCACAGAGACAGUGUGGAGUCUGCAGACAGGCGGAUGAAGAGUACCAGAUCCUUGCAAACUCUUGGCGGUAUUCGAGUGCAUUUACUAACAGGAUUUUCUUUGCAAUGGUGGAUUUUGAUGAAGGUUCAGAUGUUUUCCAGAUGCUCAACAUGAAUUCUGCUCCAACAUUCAUCAACUUUCCAGCAAAAGGCAAACCUAAGCGUGCAGAUACAUAUGAACUACAGGUUCGGGGCUUUGCAGCCGAGCAGUUGGCUCGAUGGGUGGCUGACCGAACAGAUGUUCAUAUUCGGGUGAUCAGGCCUCCUAACUAUGCUGGACCACUGAUGCUGGGUUUGCUGCUGGCUUUUAUCGGCAGUCUGGCUUACUUGCGCCGCAAUAACCUGGAGUUCCUAUUUAAUAAGAAUGUCUGGGCUUUUUCUGCACUGUGUUUUGUUUUGAUCAUGACAUCAGGUCAAAUGUGGAACCACAUAAGAGGACCUCCAUAUGCACACAAGAACCCCAACACCGGCCAAGUGAGUUACAUCCAUGGCAGCAGCCAGGCCCAGUUUGUGGCAGAGACUCACAUUGUUCUUCUCUUCAAUGCAGCAGUGACCAUAGGAAUGGUGCUGCUUCAUGAGGCUGCUACCUCUGGCCUGGACAUUGUAAAAAGGAAAAUUAUGUGUGUAGCAGGAAUCGGACUGGUGGUGCUGUUUUUCAGUUGGCUGCUGUCUGUAUUUAGGGCCAAAUAUCAUGGAUAUCCUUAUAGCUUCCUGUUUGGUUGAGUGAAGGUCUUUGGAGAAACUUCAUCAAAUACAAAUAUUAAGUGCCUUAAUGUUUAAUAUGAGUGAUUGAUCUGGUAAAGUUCAGCUUGACUCUGUAUGUGCCUUUUUUCUGUUUUUAUUUGUGUACAUUACAGAUUACAUUGUUAAAAUUUGAAUAAGUUUGUCAUCAAAAUUUUUUAUUUCUCUCCCUAAGUGGUCUGGUGUCUCCCUAAGGGUAAUGUGGUGUCGGUUAACAAGUGACAAACUGAAGCAGAUGCACUGUAUGGCAAUAGCAUUACUUGUUAAUGAAAUGUACCGUUGGAUUUGAUGAAAGAAAAUGCAUUGAUGUGGAAGAUAAAAAAAAGACAAGUGAGAUGUAUUCAAUUCUACCUCAUUGAUGUGCAAAUCAAGUGUCCAAAGUCAAAUAAAAGUUAGGAUAGCUUCUAAAGUAAUUCAGUAUGAGAUGGAAGGAAAUCUCAGGUUUAAUUAGUGUCUUUAUUGUGGUGUUUGCUCUUGUCCUGCCUCAGGUGAUUUCUCAAGAUUUCUGCCAUUAAAAGUGCCUUGAUUUCUUCUAAA